Molecule: messenger RNA, 465 nt
Organism: Papilio machaon (common yellow swallowtail)
Lineage: Eukaryota; Metazoa; Arthropoda; Insecta; Lepidoptera; Papilionidae
Exons: 3
Source: RefSeq, a predicted model, not a curated record
AUGGAUACAAAACAGAAGGACGAAAAUGAAUUGGAAUGUAACAAAGUGGUGAGAACUAAACCAGAUAUGACAGUUACUGAAGAGAUAGCCAAAGCCAUUGGUAGUAACUACAGAACUGUUCCUGCGUUUGAAAAGGGUUUAUUCGAUUAUGUACUGACUAAACAUUACUCGUUGGAAAGGAACCAAUAUCUGAAAUGUCGCUGGUUGGAAUACAAAAGAGGCUAUGAGAAAAGAGUAUUCGCACCCUUCCAAUUUCCCAGUCACAGGGAUCUACAUUUCCACAAUGGAGCAGUGAGGUUUCGUCCUGCGGAGUCAAUACAUCGCCGUACUGAUUUCCGUAUGCAGUUACAGUCCGGCCCUGGAGUAGAUAGACAGGGACAGAUGCCUAUUCCGUACGAACUGAUCAUGAAGAGAGGAGAAGAUAAGAAAGAGAAACGCAAGGAGAAGAAGAAAAAGAAGGAGACG